This is a messenger RNA of Cuscuta campestris, 1529 nucleotides long. The record is from the annotation of a GenBank genome assembly. NCBI's taxonomy places the organism in Eukaryota, Viridiplantae, Streptophyta, Magnoliopsida, Solanales, Convolvulaceae.
CUCAUGUUCUUUACUUUACAGGGAAAUGAAGCUGCUUUUAAUGCCUAAAAAUUCAUGGAAUACUUGACAAUAUUCCUUUGGGAUUCAAUGGCCCAUGUUCCUUCUAGCAAGCAAAGGUUGCUCUGCACCAGAAACUAUACUACUUGUUUUGUUACUGUAUGCUAAUUAAGUAUGCACAUACUGUUAUUUCUCAUCCCUGGCAUCUAUUGUUAAUUAAGUAUGCACAGUUGCACAUACUGCUAUUGGUUCAACGGGCUAACCUAGUGUCCUAGCCAAUGGAGCUUGAACAUUUUGUUUAUACAGUGGUUUAGUUUUGCAUAAUAAAAAAAUGGACGAAAUUGCACUUCACUUGCUUCUCCCAUCAUAACUUUCGCGUGGUAAUUUAUCAAUGCAUCAUGUCUCAUGGAAACUUCUUAAUUUUUGACAAGAAUAAGGCUCCUCCGCUCUGCCACCACCUCUAGUACCGCCGCCGCCGCAGCCACCAGGUUUUCGAGAUCUCUUCUUUUAGUCUCUCUUCUCCAAUCCCAUUCCCAUCCAUCCCAUUCCCAUGGAACCCUAUUUUUCCGAUCCUUAUCCACCCUAAGCCGUCCGAGCCGUCCCCAUCGCUCAGCCUGGCCAGAUAUCGGUGCUCGGGCCAGGCAGAUGCAGACGCGUCGUAUCUGGACUUACGCCCUAUCCUUCAGCUGCGUUGUUGGAUUUAUCAUCAUCGUUCUCAACCAGUUCUAAGACCAGCUCGUUUUCUACGUGACCCCGACGGAUGCGUUAGCAAAGUACACCGCGAACCCCACCAGGUCAAAGUUCAGGCUCGGCGGGAUGGUAUUGGAGGGCAGUGUGGGGCAGAUUCCUUCGUCUCUAGAGAUGGAGUUCGUGGUGACCGACUUAAUCACUGACAUUUUGGUGAGAUACGAGGGAUCUCUGCCAGAUCUUUUCCGGGAGGGUCAUUCUGUUGUUGUAGAGGGGUUUAUAAGAGGAUGUUGAGAGAGAACAAGUCCAUGAUCAUAGAGAAGGCGAGAAGUGUAAACUGUUAUUUUGAGGCUUCAGAAGUGCUGGCUAAGCACAAUGAGAAGUAUAUGCCGCAAGAAGUUGCUGCUGCCUUGGAGAAGAAUAAGAAGAUGCUGGAGCAGCAACGGAAUGAGGAAUGCGGGAGCGAAGCUAUACCCAAUGUGGAAAGGGAGAGCAAAACUAUACCCAAAGUGGAAAGCCGGAGCGAAACUAUACCCAAAGCGUAAAGGGAUUAAUCAUGCCCUCAGUCACAGUUAGGGAGAUCAAAGAAGAGAUAUCGGCAAAUUUUAUAAGACAGGAGUUUAUUUUGGUGUUGUUCCAGGUGUGUGUUUGUUCUAAAGCAAGUACAACCUAUUGUAUUGCCCCUGUAAGAUGGUGUGGGCUACAAAAUACGUACUGAUUUUGGCCAAGUUGCUAAUAAACGAAUUACGGUUCUAAGGAUUGAUUGUUGUUCUCGUGUACUUGACUAUAUAUGCAUUACUGACUAUUUCUUUUACUAAACAUUUGAAGAAAAAUACUCUCCUGUU